AUGGCGAUGACGGCCCUUUUCAGGGGCAAGUGGGGUCAAAAGUCACAGGAGCCCCCUGAGAAGCGGCCCACAACACCGGUGUACUCCAAUCACGAGGAGGAUGAGGAGGAUGACAGGGUCAUCACCCCCAUCCGCAGGAACUCCCGCUUCUACCGUUCCAUGAGGAAGAAGAAGCUGGCCUCGUCAGAACAACCUGAACGUAAGAAUAGAAUACCCCCCUCUUCCCUUCUGCUCUGAAUUUCACCAACCAUCUGUGUCUUUUGUCUGCUACAGUGGACAGUCAUUCAGUUUGAGAAUACAAUAAUGCAUUCCAUUUGAAAAUACCUGGGAUUCAGGUAGCAUGGAAUAAUGAUAAUCUAUGUCUACAGCAGUUUUAGGAAAGUUCUGACGUUUGUCUACAUCUAACCUCAUGUAAGGUCCUAAUUCUGGAGUUUAAAGCUGAGCUGCUUGGGUAACUGGAUCUCUUUAGCAGUGGUGGGAAAAGUACCCAAUUGUCAUUAAGAUACCUUAAUAGAAAAUUAAUGAAGUAAAAUACUACUUGAGUAAAAGUGUGAAAGUGUUUGUUUUUAAAUAUACUUAAGUAUCAAAAGUAAAUGUAAUUGCUAAAGUACACUACAUGACCAAAAGUAUGUGGACACCAUCUCAUUCCAAAAUAUGGUGGUCCACCCUUUGCAAACCUUUAAGCAAACCAGACGGCAUGAUUUUCUUGUUUUUUUAAUUGACAGAUAACCAGGGGCACAAACACUCAGACAUAAUUUACAAACAAAGCAUUUGUGUUUAAUGAGUUUUCCAGAUCAGAGGCAGUAGUGUGUUAAUUGGAAAAUGUUCCUGUCCUGCCAAGCAACUGACAUUUAAAGAGUACUUAUUGGGUGUCAGCGAAAGCUUAUGGAGUAAAAAGUACUAUAUUUUCUUUAGGAAUGUAGUGGAGUAAAAGUAUAAGUUGUCAAAAAUGUCAAUAGUAAAGUACACAUACCCCAAAAAACUACUUAUGUAGUACUUUAAAAUAUUUUUACUUAGUUACUUUACACCACUGCUCUUUAUAUCCCAUUGAUGGACAGAAGAACCCCUGACCCCUUUCCUAAAAUCAGCCAGCCAGUCUGUCUGGGGUAUCAUUGUUGUUAUUCUGUGGUGUUCCAUAGAUCGCAGAACAGGAGCGGUUGUAUUGUUGGCCGGUCCUGAGAGCUAAUGAAAGCUAAUGAAACCAGAGGAACCGGUUCCAUUGUUUUAAAAUAUGAGUGAGUGAUACCUGUGUGAGUGAUGCAUGUUCUUCUAGCCACCCACCUUUAACCUCCAGCCUACAAGCUUCAUAUAGCCUGAGGCUGGAGAGGAGGAGAGCUACCGUCACUGAAAUACACCCUUCCCACUGGGCAAAAAGUGGUUGAAUCAACGUUGAUUCCACGGAAUUUCAAUGUGAUGACGUUGAAUCAACUUGGAAAACUGAUUGGAUUUGAAAAAAGUAAUGAAUUCGUAAGGGAAUUUUCACCCAACUUUUAACCUAAAUCCAAUAACAGGGUGAUAUUUUUUGUUGAUUUCACGUUGAAUUCACGUUGAAUUCACAUUAGUUGACAACAACCAAGUGAAAAUCUAAACUAGAUGUUGAACUGACGUCUGUGCCCAGUGGGUUGUUAACAUUUACUAAGUACCAUAAUAUAUUGCUAUUGUCAACAAAGUAUUCAGAUACAUGAAUGUGUAGGCCACUGGACGAUGUACUGUGUGACUACACUAGUGCGUUCUACGGCAGUACUGUAUGCUGUUUUUAUUUCAACCAUCCCCCUCUUUUUGUUUAUUACCCAAAAUAAAGAUGGCACCUGUACAUGGUGCAGGCUACCAUGAAUAGACAGACAGUUCAUUUCUCCAGGACUCUUUCCUGGUCCCUGGUAGACUUUGCCCAGCCUGUGGGAUAGGCUUUUAGUGUGUGAGGGACAUUACUUUAUAUAUGACCAGUUAGGUCCGGAGAGUCAGACGACCUAGUUAAACAAGAGCACGUUGUAAAAGUUUUCAUAAAACAUAUGGGACACUUAUAAAAUAGGAUGAAAAGAGGUGAUGCCCUUAGAUGAACUAAGCAUCAAAGACUGUAACCGUUGAUAUUUCCUUCUUGAAGGAUUUGAGUCCUUUGAGACAAUGUCAAACCAUUAUUCAACCUCUAGUCAAAGCUGGUUACGACUUUCAGUUUGGGGAUAACCUUAUCUUAUCUCUGUCCUAGUGCUCUUUCUUAUUAUGGGAGUUGUAUAACAAUUGUUGUUGAACUUUUUCAUUCCCCACACGCUCUCAAAACAAUUUUGAAUCUACAGGAAGGAUGUACAGUAAUGGGUAGAUGAGUUUAGAAAGAUAGGUUGAUGUUUGUGUAAACGACCUACAUGUUGGCUAGUAAGGAGUUUGUUGUGGAUGAUCUUACAGUACUGGGAUAGCUGCACUUUUAGUGCCCGAUUGUGGACAUGUGUUUUUUCUGUCUGUUGCUAUGAACAAGUGCUGUGGGUGCCCUUGUAUGGGAAUGGACUGGCUUUUUUUUAAUAGCUACUAAGGUGUAUGGGACUGGACUGGCUGUUUCAUAGCUACUGAGGUGUAUGGGACUGGACUGGCUGUUUAAUAGCUACUGAGGUGUGUGGGGCUGGCUGUUUCAUAGCUACUGAGGUGUGUGAGACUGGACUGGCUGUUUCAUAGCUACUGAGGUGUGUGAGACUGGACUGGCUGUUUCAUAGCUACUGAGGUGUGUGAGACUGGACUGGCUGUUUCAUAGCUACUGAGGUGUGUGGGACUGGCUGUUUCAUAGCUACUGAGGUGUGUGAGACUGGACUGGCUGUUUCAUAGCUACUGAGGUGUGUGAGACUGGACUGGCUGUUUUAUAGCUACUGAGGUGUGUGUGGGACUGGACUGGCUGUUUCAUAGCUAUUGAGGUGUGUGGGGCUGGACUGGCUGUUUCAUAGCUACUGAGGUGUGUGAGACUGGACUGGCUGUUUCAUAGCUACUGAGGUGUGUGUGGGACUGGACUGGCUGUUUCAUAGCUACUGAGGUGUGUGAGACUGGACUGGCUGUUUCAUAGCUACUGAGGUGUGUGAGACUGGACUGGCUGUUUCAUAGCUACUGAGGUGUGUGGGGCUGGACUGGCUUUUUUAUAGCUACUGAGGUGUGUGGGACUGGACUGGCUGUUUCAUAGCUACUGAGGUGUGUGGGACUGGCUGUUUCAUUUCUACUGAGGUGUGUGGGACUGGACUGGCUGUUUCAUAGCUACUGAGGUGUGUGGGGCUGGAUUGGCUUUUUUAUAGCUACUGAGGUGUGUGGGACUGGCUGUUUCAUAGCUACUGAGGUGUGUGGAACUGGCUGUUUCAUAGCUACUGAGGUGUGUGGGACUGGCUGUUUCAUAGCUACUGAGGUGUGUGGAACUGGCUGUUUCAUAGCUACUGAGGUGUGUGGAACUGGCUGUUUCAUAGCUACUGAGGUGUGUGGGACUGGCUGUUUCACAGCUACUGAGGUGUGUGGGACUGGCUGUUUCAUAGCUACUGAGGUGUGUGGGACUGGCUGUUUCAUUUCUACUGAGGUGUGUGGGACUGGACUGGCUUUUUUAUAGCUACUGAGGUGUGUGAGACUGGACUGGCUUUUUUAUAGCUACUGAGGUGUGUGAGACUGGACUGGCUGUUUCAUUUCUACUGAGGUGUAUGGGACUGGACUGGCUGUUUCAUAGCUACUGAGGUGUGUGUGGGGCUGGACUGGCUGUUUCACAGCUACUGAGGUGUGUGUGGGGCUGGACUGGCUGUUUCAUAGCUACUGAGGUGUGUGAGACUGGACUGGCUGUUUCAUAGCUACUAAGGUGUAUGGGACUGGACUGGCUGUUUCAUAGCUACUGAGGUGUAUGGGACUGGACUGGCUGUUUCAUAGCUACUGAGGUGUGUGGGGCUGGCUGUUUCAUAGCUACUGAGGUGUGUGGGACUGGCUGUUUCAUAGCUACUGAGGUGUGUGAGACUGGACUGGCUGUUUCAUAGCUACUGAGGUGUGUGAGACUGGACUGGCUGUUUCAUAGCUACUGAGGUGUGCGAGACUGGACUGGCUGUUUCAUAGCUACUGAGGUGUAUGGGACUGGACUGGCUGUUUCAUUUCUACUGAGGUGUAUGGGACUGGACUGGCUGUUUCAUAGCUACUGAGGUGUGUGUGGGACUGGCUGUUUCAUAGCUACUGAGGUGUGUGGGGCUGGACUGGCUGUUUCAUAGCUACUGAGGUGUGUGGGACUGGACUGGCUGUUUCAUAGCUACUGAGGUGUGUGGGACUGGACUGGCUGUUUCAUUUCUACUGAGGUGUGUGGGACUGGACUGGCUGUUUCAUAGCUACUGAGGUGUGUGGGACUGGCUGUUUCAUAGCUACUGAGGUGUGUGUGUGGGACUGGACUGGCUGUUUCACAGCUACUGAGGUGUGUGGGACUGGACUGGCUGUUUCAUAGCUACUGUGGUGUGUGGGACUGGACUGGAUGUUUCAUAGCUACUGAGGCGUGUGGGACUGGACUGGCUGUUUCAUAGCUACUGAGGUGUGUGGGACUGGACUGGCUGUUUCAUAGCUACUGAGGUGUGUGGGACUGGCUGUAUCAUAGCUACUGAGGUGUGUGGGACUGGACUGGCUGUUUCAUUUCUACUGAGGUGUAUGGGACUGGACUGGCUGUUUCAUAGCUACUGAGGUGUGUGAGACUGGACUGGCUGUUUCAUAGCUACUGAGGUGUGUGAGACUGGACUGGCUGUUUCAUAGCUACUGAGGUGUGUGGGACUGGCUGUUUCAUAGCUACUGAGGUGUGUGGGACUGGCUGUUUCAUAGCUACUGUGGUGUGUGAGACUGGACUGGCUGUUUCACAGCUACUGACGUGUGUGGGACUGGACUGGCUGUUUCACAGCUACUGAGGUGUGUGAGACUGGACUGGCUGUUUCAUAGCUACUGAGGUGUGUGGGAUUGGACUGGCUGUUUCACAGCUAAUGAGGUGUGUGGGACUGGCUGUUUCAUAGCUACUGAGGUAUGUGGAUGUGUAAAUUAAUCUCACUGUUCUGUCGGUGUAAUAAGUAGAACAAGUGUUCAGUGGAGUGUGUGGUGGACGUGUGUCCAUAGUAUUAAAUGGCCUUAUUUUGUCCAGGCUGCUAGGCUGUUGCAUAACCACUUAUUAGCAGACUGAUGGCCAAUGUACACAGAACAGUUAAGUCUGUUUCGAAAUUAUUUUUUAUUUUUCACUGGAAUCCUUCUACAAAUACCUGAACAGGGAUAUAUUAUGUCAAAGGAUUAUAUUAUUUUGUAUAUUUAUACAACGGGUGGGUCUAAUCCUGGAUGCUGAUUGGUUAAAACCGCAUUCCAGCCGGUGUCUCUUCCACAAAUUACCACCAGCUAAAUCUAUGACGUUGAAAUGCCUAUUUACUCUGUUCCAUCUGACUGGGUAAUCCACUGUCUCAUCAACUCAGCCAGGCAAUGUAUAUACUAGAUCUACCCUGUAAAAAGCAUCUAGACAUCUCUCAUUUCUUUUAGACUAGCAUUUGGUUUUCAACAGCAGAGAUUUGUAAUAACCUUGCUGGCUGUCUCUCCGACAUUUGCAACAUUGUUUCAAUAUUGAAAUUCGAUCUCCAGCUGUCCUAUGGUAAUGAACGCGUUGGGACGAGACAGACAGGCUGGCAGCUUUUCUCAGCCAGUCGAAAUCAUAGAUCAGCAUCAUUUUUAUGGACAUAUACCAAAAAAAUGUCAAUAGAAAAACACGAAAUGCAGCUAGUUUGCUGUCAAUCACUUCAAACUGAAGCUGGAAUGUGUUACCUGUGUAGUUGGCAAUCUCUUCUGAACAGUGGCCUGGCGAGAGAGCAAAUGUUCUUUGCCAGGCAAAAUCGCACAUCAUUAGCUCAUUGUUAUGGAUGUAUCUCCAAAACAUCACUAAACAGCUUAAACAAACGCAAAUGCAGCUACUUUGCUGUUUUUCUGGCUACACUGUUUGACGGGACAGUGUUAGUCAAAGUUAGCUAGCUAGUAAGCAAGGGAUAAGAACGUUGCCAGCCAUCAUAGCAACGGAACAUUUAGAACCAACGACUGGGUCGUAUCCAUAGAUUUAGAACAAAAAUACUUAACGACUGGGUCGCGUCUCUGGCAACCGAUAGCACGAAUGACAAGCUGGCUUGGGUACUAACAUUUAAUUGUGUCGGGACUAUAUCUCGUGGAAGUAUGAAAUAGUAUAAAUAAGUUCAUAAAAAUAAAGUUUUUAAUGAAAAUAUAUCAAUCAUUAUUUGAAUAUGUUGGUAACCCGUUGUAUAAAAGUGAUAAUGCCUGAGAAGCCGAUGUUUGGAGGAUAUAUAGGCAUGGUUACCGUCCCGAGACAAACCUGUGCCAAUAUAUCAUCCAAACACCGGCUUCUCGGGCAUUAUCACUUAAAUAGAACACCAUGUGCCUUUGCCCUAUAUGGUCUUAGAUCAGCAGAAAAGGGUGGCACUUUGCAACUCUAUUGAACUGAAGCAUAUCAUUAAUUACUUAAUGGGUGGGUGCAUAGAACUUCUGUUACAACAAUAACCUGGAACAUAUGGAAGCAACUGACCCCGAAUAAGUAGGAGGUAAUCUCAGAAAAGGGGAAUUUACCUGAGUUUGAAGGCUAGCUAUCCAGAUUGGCCCAUGCAAUCCGUAGUCCUUGGAAAGUCCCUACCCCAUUAAAGUUGUCAUUUUAAAUGGUUAAGGUAAGGGUUAGGGUAAGGGUUAAGGUUUAGGGUAGGGACGUCACAAGGAUCCGAGUUAAGAUUAGAUAGGUCAAAGAAAAGGAAGUACCUUGGCCACUGUCGAGUGUUCGGAAAAUUCAAACUGUAUGCCCAUUGGCCAGAAUCUUACAAUGCUAUCCCAUCAUCUCCCUACUCGAUUUACCUGAAGUCCCAGUGAAUUAGGGCAAAGAAAUAUGGAUAUGUAACAAGGCCACAGGAAUGUAUUACGAUUGAAGGAAUGUGACAUGCUUAUUUAAUCCUUAAUCCUUAAUCCUUGCAUUAUGAACACUGGAUUCAGUCCUAACAUGACGGCUAAAGCAGUCUCGUCUAGAAGUAGUGCAGCACUGGCUCGAUAUAUCAAUGUUUUCUUUCCAUUACUGAUGAUUUGUGCAAACACUUUCUAGAGACCUUGCUGUAAUGGAAUUUAUGAACCAUGAGUUUAUCAUUAUUAGGGAUGAAGUUUUUCCUGCUCAGGUCGCAUGGUCCUGAAAAACUGCAUCAGUUUAUAUAGAACCAGAAUGGAGCUGCUAGGCAAACAGUGCCAUUGAAAAACAAUCACUAAGUAGACUAGUUCAGCACUGGGAGGAUAACCCAGUUAUUCACGUGUCCCAGGGUACAGUAAUCUGCUGAAAACACACUCUCUCUCAAUCCAACUCAGGAGGCUCUCCUAGCAACACAUUCUUCCAUCUAAAGGAGGUUUCAAAGUCAUGACUACCUGCCAGUCAGCCCUGUACUCACUGUGUGUGUGUGUGUGUGUGUGUGAGUGUGUGUGUGUGUGUGUGUGUGUGUGUGUGUGUGUGUGUGUGUGUGUGUGUGUGUGUGUGUGUGUGUGUGUGUGUGUGUGUGUGUGUGUGUGUGUGUGUGUGUGUGUGUGUGUGUGUGUGUGUGUGUGUGUGUGUUUAAUAGAGGAAAAUAGAGAAAUAGUAUUUUCAUUUCCUUGUCCUUCACUCACUGUUCCCUCUUUGCUCACUCACCCAUUUCCCUUAAUCCUUACUUAUCCUCUCUCUCUUUCUCUCUCUCUCUUCCUCUCUCUCUCUCUCUCUCUUUCUCUCUCUCUCUCUUCCUCUCUCUCUCUUCCUCUCUCUCUUCCUCUCUCCCUUUUCUAGGCCCUGCAGUCUCUCUGAGGCCUGGUCCAGAGCCCAGCCCAGCCAGCAGGUCAGGCAGCAGCUCCCUCAGUGUCCCUGAUCUCCAGAAACCUCCCCUAUCUCCCCGGGCACGACGGUGAGCCUCGCCAUAAGCAAGCCCAGACCGAUUCAAACACAGACACCCAGACGCUCACACGCAGACACACACUCAAACUGAGAAGCAAACAGUAUAUCAUUGUCUUUUAUGAGCUGCCUUUCCAUUGAGUGAGAUAUGAGUCUAGAGCAAGCUGCACUGCUCUUUGUCCCAUAUAUUGUGUCAAGGAAUAUCUGUUUUCUGAAUGUGUUACAGUAAAAUUUACGUUUGAGUCAUUUAGCAGACGCUCUUAUCUAGAGCGACUUACAGUAGUGAGUGCAUACAUUUUCAUACUUUGUCGUUACUCUAAUACAGUUAUAGUUAUAUUUUCCUCCUCAUCUUCAAGUAGAGAUAUCACUCUUCCUUAUUGUUAUUACAGCUACUUAUUACUGUGUACCUCUUGUAUGUAGUACGCCAACAUCUCCAUGUCCACUCCAUUCUGGAACUGCGUUGCCAAGCAACGGGGAGCCCAGGAGCCCACACACACUUUCUAGCGUGGCCUCUUCCCCUCUUUGGACGAGGAGAGGAGGAGGAGGAGGAGGAGGGAGGAAGAGUGCAGAUGCUUCUCCAGCUAGCGGUCAGUGUGGAGGGGGCUCCACUUCCUCCUCCUCCGUUCCUAGCGCUCCGUUGUACCGGGCGCACGGCAUAAACACACACACUGAAGACAUGGAGAGCCUCUCAGAACGCACCGCCGCCGCCUGCUCCGUACGGGAGCCCGGAGGGGACACACAGUCACCGCAACCAGCAGAGGAGGAGGUCGACAUAGAGGGAGUCAAACUCAGGUAAAAAUAUGGGGAGGGGGAGAGGAAUUGUUGGGUUCUGCAAGUGGUAAUUAUGUGCUAGUUGGUAAUUGAUUAGUGAAAGUGCAGUAUGUUGCAGGUGAUUUAUUUCUGUAUAAUAAUAUGCUUAAGAGGGUGAGCUUUUUGAAGAGGUGCUCAGUGAAGUACUGAAACAGUGUGUAGUGAGCUAGGCAGGGUGGAAAUAGAGAAGUAGUCCUCAGAUUUUUCUUGCCGCAUUUCAACAAGUGUGCCUGUAGAAUGAGAGGAAGUGAAAGUUGCAGCAUUUCUGCACCUUCUAUCAAAUACAUUGUAAAAAAAAGAGUUUAAAUCUUGGGGCAUGAAUAUAUUCCUUAUUUUAUGGGAACGUGCCUUUUAAAAUGCAUAUUAUUGAUCUCGAGGAUGGAAUCUCUCAUAGAAGGAAUGUCUGUUAGAACAAGGAUCUAUAGGUAGCCUGUUGAGAUGUGAAUAUCUAGCAUUUCUCAUGCAGUGUUAGGCAGCCCACGCAAAAUGAACAGAUGGUAUUUGGACAAUGUGAAAUGAAAUGCUCUCAAUCUGACUCUCAUAGACCUCCAGAUGCUCCAAUGAGUUUCCUCGAAUUGUUGUAAAUUAUCGGAUGAAUACUGUUUUGUCGUUGACGUCAAGGCAUCUCCUUGCUCAUCGCUCAUCUUUAUUUUUCUCUCUUUUUCUUUCUCUCAUUCUCUCUUUCUCUACUCAGGUUGGUGAGCAACGGGGAAAGAAAGGGCUCAACACCAUUGAAAAUAGAAUCCAUCUGCUACAGUCUCAACAUUGUUAAGAAUAUUGGUGAGUAAAAUGUAGCCAGUAGAACUGUCAAUUCCACGCAAGGUGGAGGUAACAUAUGUAUUCCACCCACAGCACCACAACCUCCAGAGCUGCUGCUGCUCUAACAUAAUCAUAUUUUCUGUUCCACCACGCACACAUGCACAGGUAGUGGUACACACAAACACAUGCAGGUACACACAUGAAUGCAGGUAUGAACACACACACGCACGCACUCACACACACUGCUGUUAACAACAACAUAUCCUAUGACAAAGCCUUAAAAAUAACAAGAUUUCCCUUAAGUAGCAUCCAUCUAUCACUUACAACUUCACUGUGCAUGCGUCAAGGUUGAAGGUUAAGUUUAGUGUGUGGCGGGGCUCAGUUCUCUGUACUUACAGUAAUGGGUAUAGAUGAGUUCAGAGCAGGGUCAAAGGUCAGGUGCUGCACACCUGCAGAGUCAAAGGUCAGGUGCUGCACACCUGUUCUGUGGGUGUAAAUAAAAGGAUGUCCUUUGAAGGGAUGCAUUAAUGGAAUAACUCAGGAGAAAGUGCUUCUUGUCAACAUGUUGGUUCAAGCAUGCCUCUCUCUUUCUCCUUCUCUCUCAAUCUCACCCUCUCUUACCCUCUCUCGCCAUCUCUCGCUCUCCCUGUCUUUAUAUCCCUCUUUUCUCUCUCCCUCUCUUAUAUAAGUGUCAAUACCAGACGCCCACCUACAAUAGGUUAGCAUUUGAAUCUGACUAAGGGGGCUUAUGCAACUGUUUCCUGCUGUUCAACGUCACCUUAACCUCUAUGUAGCGUGAGAGGACCGAACACACGCAUGCACGCGCACACACACACACACACACACAGUGCCAAUGUUCUCCUCUGCAACUAUCCACCCUGCUUAUCAAUGUGCAAAUAUUCAGCCCUCUUUCACCUGAAACUGGCUGAGGGAGAGGUAAAGAGAAAGAAAGGAGAGGACUGAUAGAGAAAUGUGUAGUCAGUCAGCCACUGGUGGCCCGCCAACAUGCAAAGGAGAUGAGAUCCAUUAUUUCAAAGGAGAUGAGAUCCAUUCUUUCAAAGGAGUUGAGAUCCAUUCUUUCAAAGGAGAUGAGAUCUAUUAUUUCAAAGAAGAUGAGAUCCAUUCUUUCAAAGGAGUUGAGAUCCAUUAUUUCAAAGGAGUUUUGAUCCAUUCUUUCAAAGGAGAUGAGAACUAUUCUUUCAAAGGAGAUGCGAUCCAUUCUUUCAAAGGAGAUGAGAUCCAUUCUUUCAAAGGAGAUUAGAGCUAUUCUUUCCAAAUUGUACACAAUAACUCAUGUAGUUACAACUCCACGAUGUCACAUAAAUAUGAAGGGAAUGUUUUAGUUCUGGGUCACGGGGGUCAAUGUAAAGACACCAAAGUGUGGUUGUGAGUUAUACGUUUGAUUGCCCCAUGGGCCACAUAUGCUGUAUGAUGUGGCUUCGGACUAAAGUGUCUGCUAAAUAACCCUAAUAAUAUAUGAUUGUUAUCAAACCAAACAUGCCUGUUUCCUCAGACUCAUGUUGUCUUCCUUGUGUCCUUUGUUCUUUCUGUUUUGUCCCUUUUUGUCCCUCCAGCCUUCCUGUACCAGGAGUACCGGGACACAUCCAAGCAGCAGGAGAUCGAGCAGCGACGGCAGCAGGAUGGGUUGACCUCAGGGAUCAGCGCAGGGUUAGGGGUGACGUCCCCACCGGCCCUGCAGCUGCAACUGAGGAACAACUCCUGCUCUCUGAGUCUGUGGCAGAACCUGGAGGUUGUGCAGCAGAGCGGCCUGCUCACCCAGCUACUGCAGAGAGAGGUCAUCAUACAAGAGGUGAGAGGUCAAAGGUCAUACAGUAGAGGGAAAGGUCAGAGAGGUCUUACCUGAAUGGUAAGUGAGAGCCUUACAUGACCUGUGUCCUCUCUCUCUUCUCUAGGCCAUGUUUGAGCUGGUGACCUCAGAGGCAUCCUACUACAAAAGUCUGGAGGUGCUGGAGACCCACUUCCUGAAGAACCCUGUGCUGGUCAAAACACUCAGCCAAUCAGACAUGCACUUCCUGUUCUCCAACAUCAAGGAGGUGAUGAAGGCCAGCGAGAGGUAAAAGAAGCGUGUGUGACUAAUCAGCCCCCCCAUCCUCUCUGCAACGUUUGAUUACUGACCCCACUAAACUGCUGUUAAGCUUUCUGAAAGUAAAAAGUAAACAAGUCCUUAUUCAUCUUUCAUUCCAUAUCAUACUGUAAUAGUUGUAUGGUGAACUUUAUUCACUUGUCCCCUGCUGAUGAUGUCAUACUAUACAUCCUUCCUUAGGUUCCUGAUGGACCUGGAGAACCGCAUCGAACAGUCGCUCCAGAUCUCAGAUGUGUGUGACAUUGUCCACCACCACGCCGUCAAGCACUUCCACGUCUUUAUCACCUAUGUCAUCAACCAGGUGUACCAGGAGAAGAACUACCGACGCAUUCUGUGGGUACCCCUUCAACUAAUGUCUACAGUAGUAGGAUAUAUUGUGUAACCUCUCUGUGGGUACCCCUCCAACUAAUGUCUACAGUAGUACGAUAUGUGGUGUAACCUCUUUGUGGGUACCCCUCCAACUAAUGUCUACAGUAGUACGAUAUGUGGUGUAACCUCUUUGUGGGUACCCCUCCAACUAAUGUCUACAGUAGUACGAUAUGUGGUGUACCCUCUCUGUGGGUACCCCUCCAACUAAUGUAGUAUGAUAUGUGGUGUACCCUCUCUGUGGGUACCCCUCCAACUAAUGUAGUAUGAUAUGUGGUGUACCCUCUCUGUGGGUACCCCUCCAACUAAUGUAGUAUGAUAUGUGGUGUAACCUCUCUGUGGGUACCCCUCCAACUAAUGUAGUAUGAUAUGUGGUGUACCCUCUUUGUGGGUACCCCUCCAACUAAUGUAGUAUGAUAUGUGGUGUACCCUCUCUGUGGGUACCCCUCCAACUAAUGUAGUAUGAUAUGUGGUGUACCCUCUCUGUGGGUACCCCUCCAACUAAUGUAGUAUGAUAUGUGGUGUAACCUCUCUGUGGGUACCCCUCCAACUAAUGUAGUAUGAUAUGUGGUGUAACCUCUCUGUGGGUACCCCUCCAACUAAUGUAGUAUGAUAUGUGGUGUAACCUCUCUGUGGGUACCCCUCCAACUAAUGUCUACAGUAGUACGAUAUGUGGUGUAACCUCUCUGUGGGUACCACUCCAACUAAUGUAGUAUGAUAUGUGGUGUAACCUCUCUGUGGGUACCCCUCCAACUAAUGUAGUAUGAUAUGUGGUGUAACCUCUCUGUGGGUACCCCUCCAACUAAUGUCUACAGUAGUAGGAUAUGUGGUGUACCCUCUCUGUGGGUACCCCUCCAACUAAUGUCUACAGUCGUACGAUAUGUGGUGUAACCUCUCUGUGCAGUAGUAAAAUAGGGAUGGUGUUGUGGUUGGUAUGGUAGCUGUGCCAAACUGUUGCCCAUCACAGAUAAUUAUUUUCAAUUAAGAGUUGACAGUUCAAAUCAUGCUUGAAUUGAGUAAGACCAUCUAUGUGAUUUAUGCGCAGUAGACCUAUGUACUGUGUGUGUACUGACUGAAUAACACAGGACUUUCAGCACAAUGGAAAGUGGCUGUCCAUCAUAUUGACUGAACAGAACAAAUCCUUGAGAAAGAACCCUGAGCUGUGGCUAUGAUAACAGCAGAACCCUAUGAUGACAACAGAACUAUAUGAUAACAACAGAACCCUAUGAUAACAACAGAACCCUAUGAUAACAACAGAACCCUAUGAUAACAACAGAACUCUAUGAUAACAACAGAACUCUAUGAUAACAACAGAACACCUCUGUCUUGAAUAACAUUCUGUUCACCUGUCCUGAUCUGGAUGAAGCACACACUUCCCCUCUAUAUGUGUGUAUAUCUGUGUGUGUGUGUAUUUAUGUGUCUCUGUGUGUGUAUGAGUAUGCGUAUGUGUCCAUACUUGUGUCUGGGCGGAUUCGUCUCUGUGCCUAUAUAUGUAUGUCUGUGUGUGUAUGUGUGAGUCAGCCUGUAUUUGUGUUUUUAAUGAGAGAACCGAACAGGGUUUGCAUUGAUAAUGAAGGCAGGCAGGCUGCGUUGUGAGGUAGCAGCAGUAGCAGGGUGUGGUUGGUUGUCAACGUAGAUGUCUGUCCUGUCCCUCACCACCAUCACCACAUACCUGAGAGAGAGAUUGACGCUCCCACGCAGGCAGCCCUACAGGACUGACAGCAUGGAUGGUAGAGACACACCGGGAGCUGAGCCAGUUACCAAUCACCAGACGCACACUGGAAAAAACAUACCAUGGAGUUUAGAGCUGUGAAGCAAUACCCAAAUAUGACAUAUCAAGAGAUUUAGGGUAGGAAUUGGGGCCUGAUUUUCGGAACUCCAUCACCUACAUCACCUAUCAUAUCACAUCACAUCAUUACAUUACAUUUACUCAUACCUCAGUGAUUUACAUGUAACUGCCAAAAUAAAGGAAACACCAACAUAAAGUGUCUUAAUAGGGUGUUGGGCCACCAUGAGCCAGAACAGCUUCAAUGUACCUUGGCAUAGAUUCUACAAGUGUCUGGAACUCUAUUGGAGGGAUGUGACGCCAUUCUUCCAGAAGAAAUUCCACCAUUUGGUGUUUUGUUGAUGGUGCUGGAAAACGCUGUCUCAGGGCAUAUGGUUUGCAUCUUUUUCAUGCUCAUCAAACCAUUCAGUGACCAAUCGUGCCCUGUGUGGAAGGUGGCAUUGUCAUCCUAUGGGGGUAUAGCCAUGGUAGCCAAAAUAAUGGACUGCCCAGCAUUUCUAUACAUGACCCUAAUCACAAUUGGAUGUUAAUAGCUUCAUUACUCAGGAAUAACACCUGUGUGGAAGCACCUGCUUUCAAUAUACUUUGUAUCCCUCAUUUACUCAAGUGUUUCCAUUAUUUUGGCAAUUACCUGUAUGCGCUGUACUGACAUGUUCCGUAUAAUGUGAUAUAGUGACCGUUAACGACAUACAGAACAUCAGUGACUAUGCUGUGAGUCACCUAGGUAUUGGUGACGUUAGUGUGAGCAGCUGUUUUGCUCUGCAGUGAGUGCAUUCUCCCCUCAAGGCUGGCUGGGAGAUUCUUAAGAGGUUUUCACUGCUACCUCUCAUUCCUAACCAGAUUAUUGACAGGCUGCACGUAGCUUGCGUCAAAAUUUAGCAAAGGCGAUUGUUGCCCUCUCUAUGCAAAAAACACCUCUCAUUCUUAUAAAACACAGUGGGAAAGAACUAAGCUUGCUGAGCUAGAAAUCAGGCUAACUUUAGAGAGGUAGACCUCUGCUGGGCAUUUGGUUGUACUGCCAAGACAGGGUGAAGUCAUAGUUAACAGGUGGCUGUGGUUUUUCGUAGGACACAUCGUAUGGAUGGAUGGAUUUGUGUGGUCUGUGUGUUUGGACCUGCCUGGAUGACGUCAGUGUGGUGAUUUGUUGCUCUGAGUAAAAGUUCCCCUAAUAUCAUAAAGCAUUAGUAGUAGUAGUCUGUUGCAACAUCUAUCAACUCUGUGAAGCUUGUCUACUCUCUGCGUAGGCCGUAUGUUGUCAGACAAUCUCACUGAUUCAGUCUGUGGUUGUUUGAACAUGCUUGUGUUUUGUGUUGGCUGUCUUUGUGGUGGUUUGAACAUGUCUGUGUUUUGUCCAGACAGGGAAACCAGUCGUUCCGCGAGACCAUGGUUCAGCUGGAGAACCAUCCGUGUGUCCGAGGCCUCUCCUUCACCUCUUUCCUCAUCCUCCCCUUCCAGAGGAUCACAAGACUCAAAAUGCUGGUCCAGGUAAGUGGAGCAAGAGAGUGGGCUGAACCAAGACGGUAGAAAGAUGGGGGGAGCAUGGCGUUUCUGAAAAGCGAGUUGUGAUAAUGCUUUACUGUGUGCUAACAUAUGGCAGUAUCAGUAUUCAGGAUGUAAUUUUUGCGUUGAGCUUCUGAUGCUGUGUUUGCUUGCAGAACAUUCUGAAGAAGGCGGAGGGGGAUUCCGAGAUGGAGGCCAAUGCUAUCAAGGCUCACCAGCAGCUGGAGCAGGUACAGUAGGGAGGGGUGCUGACUUUGCUUGGGUCCAGUACUGACACAGGUACAGUAACAGUACCAAACCAGUUUACAGUGCCAAACCAGUUUACAGUACUAAAAAAGUCUGGGAUUUGGUUCAGUACUGGCCUGGGGCGUGUUGGAGGAAGUAAUGCUGGUGGUGAUUAUAGGCUCAGGGCAUGUCAUGGUGUUGAGUGUUACAUUAAAUACUUUAGUCAUUUAGCAGACGCUCUUAUCCAAGCACUUACAGGAGCAAUUAGGGUUAAGUGCUGCUUAAGGGACAUGACAGAUUUUUCACCUAGUCGGCUCGGGGAUUAGAACCAGCGACCUUUCGGUUACUGGCACAACGCUCUUACCCACUAAGCUACCUGCCGACCCAUCAAAAACAAUCAUUGCCAUCAUCAUGUUGGGGAGACUUAGUGUUGUCACGCCUCUCUAUGCUUUGCAUGGAAUGAUGAUUGUCAUGAUACCACAAACGAAGGAAUGUGGUUUUAAUUGGAGCAUAGCCUCUACAUAAAUAUAGGGUUUGCUCUCUGAAACAGGUUCAGCACCCAUUCCUUUGAAGUCACAAUUUGCAUAUAUUCUUUGGCUCCCAGUAAUGUUUUGUUAAAGAGAUUCUCCGGUACUUUUGUAUAUUUUUUUGCCAGUAGUUCAGAAAGUAGCGCUCACGAUCCAAAAGUGGUCUGCAAAAAUGUAGUACUACGUCACAUAUGUACAGAUAUGUUAACCACGUCAUUGCUCUCUCUCUCUCUCUCUCUCUCUCGCUCUUCUGUCUGUGCAUCUUGCUAGCUGUCACUCAAAUGGCGAGGGCUGAAGCUCAUUGGCUAGAACUGGAAUUGCUAGGGGGCUGGCCCCCGUGUGGGAAAAUGUAGGGAAAAUGGCGCUGCAUAGCUUCCAGUAAACAGUCGCUUUCAAACUAGGGAAUUUGUGGCUAAUUGAGGUAAGACAGUAACUCUGCUUAUAGGUGAUGCAUGUUUAUACCAUGGCAUUGUUGAAUACUCCUUUCUAAUUGGCUUGAUGGGCAUUCUAGAGUGUGCAUUAUGUCCCUAUAACGCACGGUAUAUUUGCACGUCAGAAUUCAAUGGUUAUAGUUCACUCUUACAUGUUUUGUUUGAGCUGCUGUUGAAUUCAAUUUUCAUAAUAGCAAGCUAGGACUGAUGUUUUGGUUAGCUAAACUAGCAAGUCUGUUUGGUUACCAUGGCAACUACUGUAGCUAUCUAGCUACUUCAGUGGAUGUUGAACACAUUUCUACUGGCAAAUGAACACAUUUCUAGCAGUAAUGUGUUAAAUUAUGGCCAUGGUAUAAAAGGGACAAUCAACUCUGGCUCUAUGCGUUCUCUGGAAAAUAAUGCAAGUCUGUGGAAGGUCAGUUCCACUUCGCUAGCGUGGAAAACCCCUUACACGUCAUUCAUUAUUUUCCAUAGAACGCAUAGCCCCUCGUUGAUUAUCCCUUACAUAAUCUACACAUUGACACAUUCAGCCCAAAGCAGGAGGUUUAAAAAAAUACUUACUAGUCGCCAAAGUUCCGGAGCAUGUCUUUAACUGACUAUAUACAAUUCCAAGGGAGUCUUGGGAUUUGUUCCUUAUAUAAUGGUUUGUUUGUGUGCGUUUCAGAUUGUGAAGGAGUGCAACGAGGGUGUGAGGAAGAUGAGUCGUACAGAGGAACUCAUCAGCAUUGAGAAAACACUGGAGUUCAAGUCUAAGGUACCUGCAGCCGCCAGUCAUGUGACAACAUUCUGUAUAGUCAAACAGUGACACUGCCAGACUGACACAAACAGACUUGGUCAAAGGUUAUCAAUUUCAGUUAGGUUCAUAGCCUGUUUGAAUCCUUUGAUGUCGAUGGACCGAAAUGUUGGCAUUUCAAAUAUAAAAACUCUGAUGUAAAAAAAGAGAUCUCCAUGAUCUAUAAUAACCCUGAGUUGAACUCUGACCUUGUAAACUGUGACCCUUUCCCUCCAGUCGGUGCCGGUGAUCUCCCACUCCCGCUGGCUGCUGAAGAAGGGUGAGGUGCAGCAGAUGGCCGGGCCCAAGAGCACUAGGACCAUGCGGAGCAAGAAGCUCCACCACCCUGUCUACCUGUUCCUCUUCAACAACCUGCUGCUCAUCACCAAGCGCAGCUCCAGGUCAGCACAUGACAUCAUCACACAGAGACAGCUAGUGGUUAUUGGGGGUCACAGUGCACACCCACUUUCAGUUUGGGACUUUCUAUUGCUCCCCCUUACAACACAUUAUUUUGUAUACAGGUAGUUUCGAAGUCUACACUCGUGGUCAAAAGUUUUGAGAAUGACACAAAUACUAAUUUUCACAAAGUCUGCUGCCUCAGUUUUGAUGAUGGCAAUUUGCAUAUACUCCAGAAUGUCAUGAAGAGUGAUCAGAUGAAUUGCAAUUAAUUGCAAAGUCCCUCUUUGCCAUGACAAUGAACUUAAUCCCCCCAAAACAUUUCCACUGCAUUUCAGCCCUGCCACAAAAGGACCAGCUGCCAUCAUGUCAGUGAUUCUCUCGUUAACACAGGUGAGAGUGUUGACGAGGACAAGGCUGGAGAUCACUCUGUCAUGCUGAUUGAGUUAGAAUAACAGACUGGAAGCAUUAAAAGGAGGGUGUUGCUUGAAAUCAUUGUUCUUCCUCUGUUAACCAUGGUUACCUGCAAGGAAACACGUGCCGUCAUCAUUGCUUUGCACAAAAAGGGCUUCACAGGCAAGGAUAUUGCUGCUAGUAAGAUUGCACCUAAAUCAACCAUUAAUCGGAUCAUCAAGAACUUCAAGGAGAGAGGUUCAAUUGUUGUGAAGAAGGCGUCAGGGCGCCCAAGAAAGUCCAGUAAGCGCCAGGACCGUCUCCUAAAGUUGAUUCAGCUGCGGGAUCGGGGCACCACCAGUGCAGAGCUUGCUCAGGAAUGGCAGCAGGCAGGUGUGAGUGCAUCUGCACGCACAGUGAGGCGAAUACUUUUGGAGGAUGGCCUGGUGUCAAGAAGGGCAGCAAAGAAGCCACUUCUCUCCAGGAAAAACAUCAGGGACAGACUGAUAUUCUGCAGAAGGUACAGGGAUUGGACUGCUGAGGACUCGGGUAAAGUCAUUUUCUCUGAUGAAUCCCCUUUGACUCUUUGCAUAAACUUAAUGUAAUUGUCAAUAAAAGCCUUUGACACUAAUGGAAUACUUGUAAUUAUACUUCAGUAUACCAUAGUAACAUCUGACAAAAAGAUUUCAUAACACUGAAGCAGUGAACUUUGUUAAGACCAAUACGUGUGUCAUUCUCAACUUUUGACCACGACUAUACUACCUGCAAAACUGCCCUGUGCUCACAGGAGGCUUUGUUUAUGUGUGUGUGUUCGUUUGUGUGUGUGUCCCCGUCAGUGGUGAGAAGUUCCAGGUGCUGGACUCGUGCACGCGGGCCAUGCUGAGGACUGAGGACCUGGAAGACCAAGGUCAGAUGCUGGCCAACGUGUUCAACCUGAAACUCCUGGAGAACCAGGAGGAGAGGUCUGUCAACUACAUGCUCAAGACCUCCAGCAUGUGAGUGACUACAACUAACAGUAUUAUAUAUGAGCCUCAAGCCCCCUUGGCACCUAGUGUACUCUGUACAGUCCUUCUCUGUACGUCAUGGUUUAUAACGGAUCAAUCUCCCAUGUGUGCCUGUAUGCUGCUGCCAGGAGUGAUAAACUGCGCUGGAUCUGUGCUCUCACGCCAAACCGCCGCACGCGAUUCAUGUCCACCAUCGACCAUCUACCAGGUGAGACAUACACAAAGAUGACACACACCGACACAGAGAUGACAUCCACUACUCACAGCUGAACUCUUAGGUACCAAAUUACAGGUGGUAUAUACACUACAUGACCAAAAGUAUGUGGACACCUGCUCGUCGAACAUCUAAUUCCAAAAUCAUGGGCAUUAAUAUGGAGUUGGUUCCCCCUUUGCUGCUAUAACAGCCUCCACUCUUCUGGGAAGGCUUUCCACUAGAUGUUGGAACAUUGCUGCAGGGACUUGCUUCCAUUCAGCCAUUAGUGAGGUCGGGCACUGAUGUUGGGCGAUUAGGCCGGGUUCGCAGUCAGCGUUCCAAUUCAUCUCAAAGGUGUUUGAUGGGGUUGAGGUCAGGGUUCUGUGCAGGCCAGUCAAGUUCUUCCACACCGACCUCAACAAACCAUUUCUGCAUGGACCUCGCUUUCUGCACAGGGGCAUUGUCAUCCUGAAACAGGAAAGGUCUUUCUCCAAACUGUUGCCACAAAUUUGGAAGCACAUAAUCGUCUAAAAUGUCAUUGUAUGCUGUAGCGUUAAGAUUUCCCUUCACUGGAACAAAGGGUCCUAGCCCGAACCAUGAAAAAUAGCCCCAGACCAUUAUUCCUCCUCCACUGCUCCAGAGUCCAAUGGUGGCGAGCUUUACACCACUCUAGCCGACACUUGGCACUGUGCAUGGUGAUCUUAGGCUUGUGUGCGGCUGCUCGGCCAUGGAAACCCAUUUCAUGAAGCUCCCGACGAACAUUUCUUGUGCUGAUGUUGCUUCCAGAGGCAGUUUGGAACUACGCGCUUCAGCACUCGGCGGUCCCGUUCUGUGGGCUUGUGUGGCCUACCACUUCGCGGCUGAGCCUUUGUUGCUCCUAAACGUUUCCACUUCACAAUAACAGCAUAGUUGACCAGGGAAGCAGGGCAGAAAUUUGACGAACUGACUUGUUGGAAAGGUGGCAUCCUAUGACGUUUCCACGUUGAAAGUCACUGAGCUCUUCAGUAAGGCCAUUCUACUGCCAAUGUUUGUCUAUGGAGAUUGCAUGGCUGUGUGCUUGAUUUUAUACACCUGUCAGCAACGGGUGUGGCUGAAAUAGCUGAAUCCACUCAUUUGAAGGGGUGUCCACAUACUUUUGUGUAUAUAUAGUGUAUAUUAUUAAUGUGCCAUGGUGUGUGUGUGUGUGUGGUCAGCCUCUCUCCAGGUCCAGUGUAUUCAGUCGUACUCAUCUCAGGAGCCAGAUGAGCUGUCCAUUGAGAUGGCUGACGUGCUGAACAUCCUGGAGACGACAGACGAUGGUGAGACCAGACAACAUAUCUCCUGAGAGAUGUUAUUACUAGGAGCUCUACUGUAGAUUCACCAGGCUGCCUGUUAUUUAAUAUCCCUCCCUUUACUCCCUCUGUUUCUUUAUCUACACUCCUCUUCCCUCUCUCCCCGCUCUCCCUCUCUUUCUCCCCUCUAUCACCCCCUCAGGCUGGAUGAUGGGUGAGAGGCUCCAUGAUGGAGAGAGGGGCUGGUUCCCCUGUCGGGUGGUAGAGGAGAUCCAGAACCAGGAAGUGCGGGCCCAGAACCUCAGGGAGUGCCAGAGGAUCCACCUGGCCCAGGGAGGGGGCGCUUCCUCAGGGGCCAGACUGGGCUCCCGGGGGGCCAGACGCACCCCCAAAACACCCAAAGUCUCCAACUUCUUCGGUACCUGGACUGACCAGUCAGAGGAGGGGCAGUGAAGCACAUAAUAUUCCACCCUGAAAGUGAUUGGUUGGAACCCCCUGGCAGCAAUCUUUACUGGACCACAUGGCUCAAAUGACAGAGAUCAUGUGAUUUGAGCAUGGGAUUGCAUUGGAGGAAAGUGACAUCAUGCAAUGACAUUAUUUCCUGUUAACUGUUUCCCCUUCUCAGGUGGUUUUGGUGUGCCAGGGUUUAGGGUCCCAGGCUGCAGGGUUUAGGGUUUAGGGUCCCAGGCUCCAGGGUUUAGGGCCCCAGGCACCAGCGUUUAGGGUCCCAGGCUCCCUCGAUGGGUCCUACGAUCAGAGCACUUCUUCCAUAACUCCAACACACUGCAUGUCUUACACUACUUCAAGUGGAAUGAUUCAGCACUAACAGUCUAACUGUAAAACAAGGCUCCAGUAGAAUAGGAGCUAUGCAUGUGAUGGGAGAAGAAACAGUUUAAGGGGAUGGUAGCAUGUGAAUGUAUUGUAACCUUGCCUCAACUGCAUGGGUGUGUUUUUGUUCUUUCAUUUUUUUUAAGCGCUUCUUUGCUAGAGAGUUAAAUCCCCCAGAACAAUGGCUUGACGAUCCACCCUUUUGUAAAGAGCAACUCCUCUAUUGAAACCAUACAAGAAGCAAGUUUUAAAAACAGGCCACCGGCAUUGAAUGGAAAUUAACCGGGAAUGUUUCAUGAUUCUGUACGGUAAAUAGAACAAUCACAUGACAGAGUGCUCAGUAUUGGGCUGGAGGUAAUCGACUGGAGAAGACGAGCACUACAGAAUCACAGGCCUUGCUUACAGAGUGGACAUGUGUUCUGGGGGUCAGUUCCCUCGCCAAUACUGAUAUGCCACUUACACAUGCACGCACGCUGACAUACGCACACACACACACAAUCUUGGGGAAAUCCUGCACAACCUGUCCAACACCAAAAACGCUCCACGGACACCUGGUCCUGAAGCAUCUGCACAGAAAGUGCCAGCACACUGACAGCACUGCAAUGGCAUGCGAGUGACAAAAUGUUUGUGUGUAUGAUGAGUAUGUGUACGUGUGUAUAUUGUAAGCCUUGAAUGUUCAGUAUGUAAUGAAAUAAUUACUGAAUAAUUG
Molecule: messenger RNA, 21968 nt
Organism: Coregonus sp. 'balchen'
Lineage: Eukaryota; Metazoa; Chordata; Actinopteri; Salmoniformes; Salmonidae
Source: the annotation of a GenBank genome assembly